GCCGAAGCACAAACAUAAAAAAAGAGUAAGAGGGAAAAAGAGAAGAAACGUCAGCAAAUAGAAUAAGCGGCAGCUAUGCCACGUGGUUACGGGGUAACUUCAGGGCUAAGGCCAGAAGAAAUUUUGUGGCAGGGAAGAGGAUGGUCCAAACGUAAUUUUAAGCAGCUGAAAACUAUCACUUCAAUUUCUAUGGCCACUCCUUUGAUCCUAAGAACCUCUCUUCUUUGGACACUACACUCCCACCACAGCCACCCCCUCUCUUUCUCUAAACCCUUCUCCUCUGUUUCCUUCUCUGCUAUAUCCAAAUCCAAGUCUCAUUCCCUCAAUUCCACCAAGAUGGAAGGUAGUGAAGUGGUUGAGGAAAUUACUGAGAUUACAGAAACCAAAGUAAACGAGAAGAAUAAAAUAUUUGUGGCUGGAGCAACUGGAAGUACUGGUAAAAGGAUUGUCGAGCAGCUACUAGCAAAGGGUUUUGAGGUCAAGGCUGGGGUCAGAGAUUUAGAGAAGGCCAAAACUACCUUUGCUAAAGAUAACCCGUCUCUUCAAAUUGUGAAAGCAGAUGUAACGGAGGGGUCUGCCAAAUUGGCAGAAGCAAUAGGGGAUGAUUCUGAGGCUGUAAUAUGCGCUACUGGAUUCCGGCCUGGGUGGGACUUGUUUGCUCCGUGGAAGGUUGAUAAUUUUGGCACGGUUAGCCUUGUCGAUGCUUGUCGCAAACUUGGUGUGAACAGAUUCAUUCUCAUCAGCUCCAUUUUAGUCAAUGGAGCAGCUAUGGGUCAGAUGCUUAAUCCAGCUUACAUCUUUCUCAAUGUUUUUGGACUGACCUUAAUAGCAAAGCUUCAGGCAGAGCAAUAUAUCAGGAAAUCUGGUAUAAACUACACCAUAAUUAGACCUGGUGGGUUGAGAAAUGACCCCCCAACAGGGAAUGUUGUAAUGGAGCCAGAGGAUACUCUAUAUGAAGGAACUAUAUCCAGAGAUCUGGUUGCGGAGGUUGCUGUUGAGGCGUUAAUCCAUCCAGAAUCAUCUUACAAAGUUGUGGAAAUUGUUUCUCGUGCUGAUGCUCCUAAACGUACAUACCAGGAUCUUUUUGGUUCCAUUAAGCAACGUUGACCCUGUUCGUAGGCAGAGGCAGUAUUUUUCAUUUUACUGCGCAACGCUGGACACGUCAUUGAUGACUCUCUGUUGGCGGCUAUUUGUUUCCGGAUGUCAAUGACUCACUUCUGAGCAGAUGAGCCUAAUUGUUUUGGCUCUUCAUACGGUGUCUUAGUUAUCUUUGUUCUAUUAAAGAUCAGAGAGUGACCUAAACCUACUAUUGAAAGUAUACAGUUGAUGGUGAUUGAUGUUUGAUAUCUGAAAUAAACGAGUGUAAAUGAUAAGUGCUGCUCUAUUUUGUUAUAGAUUCUGUUGAGUUAGGUUCUCCGUGUCUUAAGGACCAAUGCAUACACAAACCAAGUUCCCCAGAUGUAACAAUUUAUCUCAGCAUUAUUAUUAUUAUUUUUUCCCCUUCAA
Molecule: messenger RNA, 1506 nt
Organism: Manihot esculenta (cassava)
Lineage: Eukaryota; Viridiplantae; Streptophyta; Magnoliopsida; Malpighiales; Euphorbiaceae
Exons: 5
Coding region: 76-1107 (343 amino acids)
Source: RefSeq, a predicted model, not a curated record